ACGCCGCUCCGUUUGACGUUGUCAUUUUGUGGGGCUUUUGAAAAAUGUUUUCACUUUCUCGAUACGCACUGCGGAGCUCACGAAAUUUCGCACUUAUUGCUAACAAGAGCAGGUGCAACUCGCCUCUAUUGAAAACCAGAGUCAACGUGCUAUCUGCCCUACUAGUGGGCUCCUUUUCGGAUUCUCGUCAGGGGCAUAACAACAAUAAUAAAAACAACGACGGCGGCAACGGCAGCACAAAAGAUUCCAGCAAAGCCAACAUGGAGAAUAAAAGCGAAAAGAUUACUGUAAACAAAGAGGAGCUGCGCAAACGUCUAACGCCGAUGCAAUAUCAGGUUACACAAGAAGCCGGCACUGAGCGCCCCUUCACAGGCUGCUACAACAAGCACUACGAGAAGGGGGUCUACCAGUGCAUUGUCUGUCACCAGGAUCUCUUUAGCUCAGAUACAAAGUACGAUUCUGGCUGCGGCUGGCCGGCGUUCAAUGAUGUGCUGGACAAAGGGAAAAUCACCUUACACCGCGAUGCGAGCAUACCAGGGGGCAAUAUUUUACUACUAAUUACACAUCCAGAACGCCAAAGAAUCGAAGUGCGAUGCGCCAGGUGUUCCGCGCAUAUGGGACACGUUUUCGAGGACGGACCGAAGCCUACACGCAAACGUUAUUGCAUUAACUCAGCCUCCAUUGAAUUUGUCCAGGCGGGCGCUACAUCAACAGGAACGGCGCCAGCUUUAAGUCCUCAAGGUACGCCCAUUGCACAACAGUAAAACUGUGAGAUAUUAGAAUGUAGCUGCAGCUGGAUACAAUCAACGAGUACGAAACAAGUGCGAAAGAGUCUAACUUCAAUGUUGAUGUUAAGAGUUUAUACAUGUAUUUUCUAUAACUUUCUGUAACUGUGUCCAAUAGCAAUUUAGCAAACUUAGUUUACACAAUUGGGCAAUUAGUUCUGCAAGUUUUGUACAGUGAUCAAUCAGCUAAAAUUUGUAAGCGAUCACUGUACCUGAUAUCAAAUCAAUUUCAAAAAACCUCCGUCUUACUGUGUACAUAGGUAAAGUUUUUCUCUUUUAUUUUGUUUGUUAUACAUUUGUACGUCACACAUGCUGUUUAAAUACUUUGUAAUACAAAACACAACAUACAUUACUAAUUUUAAAUUGUGCGCGCUAAAUAAACGUGUAUUUUU
Drosophila busckii is the source of this 1177-nucleotide messenger RNA. It is a transcript of the gene SelR, whose product is annotated as methionine-R-sulfoxide reductase B1. NCBI's taxonomy places the organism in Eukaryota, Metazoa, Arthropoda, Insecta, Diptera, Drosophilidae. The transcript has 4 exons. Gene Ontology annotation, cellular component: cytoplasm. The coding region runs from base 45 to 764 and encodes 239 amino acids. Gene Ontology annotation, molecular function: peptide-methionine (R)-S-oxide reductase activity. The record is from RefSeq and is a predicted model, not a curated record. Gene Ontology annotation, biological process: response to oxidative stress; protein repair.